UUAUACCUCGAUAAGCAGGUACCGUUCUUUAGACUUUGAUACAUUGAUCGGAGGGGACACGUCGUCCAGUCGAAUCCUCGGUUACAUUAUACGCCAAGAGAACGGAAAGCCAUUACAUCGCGCGUGGCCGUUGAACCCGCAGCACUCACCCGACCAUCCCCAGUCCCCACUGCUCAGCUCCCAUCCGUCAUAGCAGACGUACAAAGACUCGUGCUCUCCCGGCCCUUUCAUCUACGACAUGGCCAAAAAGGCUCGCCAGAGGAUUAGCUAUGUUCUCGAGCUCCCAAACUCCUCACCAGGUGGCCAUCGUCUCGGCGUGAAUGGUCUCGCCGUCGAUCGCGACAAUGCUAUUCUCUACUCCGGCGGCCGCGAUGGCAUAGUAUGCGCCUGGGACGUCCACCCCGACUGCAUUGCCCCGACUUCCUCCCACUCCGCCGUUGUCGAUACCUCAUCCUCGCGCGCCAAUGCCAGGCCCAAGCAGACGACCCGAUUCCGUUCCCAAACACACCCGCAUACACAUUGGAUCAACGAUCUCGCUUUAGCCCAACAACAUUCCGCGGUUGUGUCCGCUUCGUCCGACCUGCUCGUCAAAGUAUGGCGUCCCCACGGCAGCGACGCCAAAGAACCAGCCACCAUUGGCCAGCACGCCGAUUAUGUCAAGUGCGUUGCGACACCGUCACAGUCCACCAACUGGGUUGCCUCGGGUGGCCUCGACCGUAAAAUAUACCUCUGGGAUUUGUCAGGCGCCGGCAAGCGACUGGAAAUAGAUGUCAGCGGCGAGGAGGUGCGAGAGAAGGGUAGCGUUUAUGCCUUGGCCGUCAACCACUCCAUCCUCGCCAGCGGUGGUCCCGAGAGCGUGGUUCGCCUAUGGGAUCCCAAGACCGGCAAGCGCAUCACCAAAUUCGUCGGUCAUACCGACAACAUCCGGGCCAUCCUGGUAAACUCCUCGGGCGACAUGGUCAUGACGGCCAGUUCUGACCAGACGGUCAAGGUUUGGAGCGUCACUGCAGGCAGGUGCAUGCACACACUCACCAUGCACAAUGACAGCGUGUGGUCUCUGUUUGCCGAAGACCCUGAACUCGGCGUCUUCUACAGCAGUGAUCGGUCGGGCUUGGUGGUCAAGACAGAUGUGCGAGGCACCUUGGGUGACUUGGAUGAUGGCCUGUCCUUGGCCGUCGCACAGGAACACGAUGGCGUGAGCAAGGUUGUCGCUUGUGGAAACUCUUUGUGGACGGCGACGUCACGGUCAUCGAUUAACCGCUGGCAGAGCCUGGACACAAGUGCUGACAUUCAGCUUCCAGGGGGAUUCCGGCCUCAGAAGGCCUCCGUUGUGUCGACGAGGAGCAGGGAGAGCACUUUCCAGUCUGGAUCCCCGAUGCCAGCAGGGUCACCUACCCCCAAGCGGGAGAUACCGGCCAAGUCGAUCUUGCGUAUCUCGAACACGGCCUCCUUCCCGCGUGCGCUCAGCCGGGAUGGGGCAGAAUCGGUAGCAACACACACACGAAAGGGAUCUGAAAUAAUAACAGACCCCGCGGUAAGCGUAGUGGAGCCGAUACACCACCUGCCGGAAGAAACGAUCGAGGGCCAGUUUGGCCUGGUCAAGCACCGUCUUCUGAACGACAGGAGGCGGGUCCUGACACUGGACACGGCUGGGGAUGUAGUGUUGUGGGACUUGAUCAAAUGUAAACCCAUCAAGAGUUUUGGAAAGAGACAUUUGGAGGACGUAGAACCCGAGGUCAAUACCCUAGAGGCCGUGGCUCCAUGGUGCUCUAUAGACACUAGCUCCGGCAACUUGACAGUGGUUCUAGAGCCAUUCAACUGUUUUGAUGCCGAGGCGUAUGCCGACGAACUCACGCUGGAAGAGCCUGUGGAGUUCCGGGAAGACCAGAGGAUAAAUCUUGGAAAGUGGAUUCUACGAUAUCUAUUUGCGAACCUAAUAGAUGAAGAGAUACGACGCGAUGAGGCACACAGACACAAGCUGAACGAAGUAUCACAGCAACGGGCAGCCGUCGGGAGGGUGAAUCCCGGGUUAUCGAUAUCAAUCCCUCCUCCGCCGGGUGGCAUCGACUCGCAGGUUGCGACGCCGCGGGCAAAUGGCUCCCGGUUCCCUCCUGCGACACCAGGGUUCGCAAUUGGACUCGCUACGCCAGGUUCGCCCAUGUGGCCAGGGGCGGAAGCCGUUGGAACGCCGCUCAGUCCCCUCGACAGGUUCUCGUCGCAAGUUUCGAAUAAGCCAUCUGCAGAACGAGUCGACUACUUUUCGGACGACAUCAACUCACCAGACGCAGAUACAAACAAGACAGCACAGACACCCGCGCCAGUUGCAGAGUCUCGGCCCUCAGAAGAUAAGGCCGGAAAGACAUCGACUGAGAAUGGAAAAGAGAAGGACAAAGAGAAGGAUAAGGAUAAGGAAGUUAAGAGCCCCACGUUUGGGAAGAAGUUCCGGAUGAACAUGUCAUUUGGCGGCAAAAAGCUCGGUCGCUCAGCUUCGGUUGCCGUCGCCGAUAAGCCAGUCGUGGUGGACGAAAAGGCCGAGGAGUCCGAAUCCUCUUCGAACCACGAGAAGGAGUUCGCCGAUAGCUUCCACGGCGUUAUCCAGAAGAUCCACAACGAGUAUGAGAAGCAGCUGACCGAAAACCCCGACAUGGUGGUCGAAACACGCAUCUGCCCCAGUCUGCCCAACGACACGCCAGUGCUCAAACUGCCCAAGGGCACCAAGGUGAUCAUCCAGGAAGAGACGUCGGGCGGCUCAGCCGAGCUGUAUCGGGGGACCGUGGAGUCGGUGGGCGCCGAUGUGGACAUUAUCGAGCAAAAGGGUCCCCAGUGGCUCGGCGAGGUUCUGCUAUUGAAUGCCAUCCCACCAAAAGAUCCCGUCAAGGUGUCGUUUGUGCUGUACCCGUGGCAGGACACGCUGCCGGCCAUCACGGUAGCGGACGGGAACAAUCGCCUGAAUGCGAAUAGGAUGCUGAGGGUGAAGAAGAUCUUGGCGUACGUGGCGGAGAGGAUCGAUCCGCCUGCCGACCCGGAGAAUCCGGACCCGGACGCGAUGAAGCCGGAGGAGUACUUGGAGCUGUACUGCAAUGAACAGCUCCUGCCAAACACAAUGAGCCUCGCAACCCUCCGCGCACACGUCUGGAAGGGCGGUAAUGAUAUCGUCCUCCAUUACAAAGCCAACGGAAAGAAGGAGAUUCUGUUCCCGUCGGCGCCAUCUCCUAGCGGUACCGAUGGCGGCCAACGCCAGAGUCAGGAGUCUCCAUCACAAGCCGGGACAGCAGCCGGUCAGGGACAGAUCGGCCAAGCUGUGGCAGCAGCAGCUUAGGAAGAUGAGGCUGUCAGGCAGGAGAGUCCG
Neurospora tetraspora is the source of this 3349-nucleotide messenger RNA. RefSeq lists its product as uncharacterized. Gene Ontology annotation, biological process: double-strand break repair via homologous recombination. Bases 239 to 3319 code for a protein of 1026 amino acids. Lineage: Eukaryota; Fungi; Ascomycota; Sordariomycetes; Sordariales; Sordariaceae. Gene Ontology annotation, molecular function: ubiquitin binding. The record is from RefSeq and is a predicted model, not a curated record. The transcript is spliced from 6 exons.